GUCGUUCAUUAUUUUAUUGUAGAACAGUUUUUUUAUUGUUUUACAUGCAAUAAUUCAUUUGAUAAGCUUCAUAAUUUAUAUACGUUAUUUCUACUAUCGGAUUAUUGUAAAAUAAUAGAUCAAAGAAUAAUGAAAAGAUUUAAGAUAUAUGAAAAGUCAAUCAGAAUAAAAAAGAUUUAUAUGGACAAAGAAAUGUAUCGGUCCGUCAUAGAUAUUGUUAUCACUGCAAUACACGCAUACAAUAAUGAUUAUAACAAGAUGAAAGUAUUUAUUAAGGAGAAAUUGGAUCAGAAGUAUUCUCCAAAGUGGCAAUGUAUCAUUGAUCAUAAUUUGAACAGUUUGCCUCCGGAACCAGCUGAAUACCUUAUCCUCUUCAGAUGUCACGAUACUGAUUAUUUCAUUUUUAAAACAAAUCAGAUGUGAAAUCCAUCAUAUCCCUGUGUUUCGUUAUUAUCUCGCAAACACUACUCACUUUAUAUGUAAUCGUAUAUCAAAAGAUAGAAAUAAUACACUUCUAUAACAGUCUCAAGUUUUUAUUUAUUCAUAAUAUAAUUUCGUAUUUGUUGUACAAUAAUAAACAGUUCUGAAUUUUCAGUGAGUUGGUUAACUCAUGAUAUACACGUGGACGAAGUUGACAGACUUACUGUUAGUAAUGACAGUAAGAAUAAUGAUAGCUGGUGCUUGCUGAUUACUUUGACACUACACUGCAUAAGAAAUUACGACUUGGUGGAGACUAAUUCAAGUUUUAAUGCCAUCAAUCCAAUUACAAAUACUACUACUACUAUCAUGGAAUGAAGCAACCGUCAUAUAUAUAUAUAUAUAUAUAUAUAUAUAUAUAUAUAUAUCUUUGUACAAAUCUAAUGUUUACACCACUGUCAUUUGUAGACGUACUUAUAACGGAAGUGGAGCAAAUAGUUUAAUUGAAGUGAUUGGAGCCAACAGAUAGUUAUCACAACCUACUUUACUCACGAAGAAAGCAAUACAACAGUUUAUAUUUGCUAGAAAACUAUAAUUUCUUGUGUAUUUGUGUUUAUUUUUAAAUAGUUGAUUACUUAUAAUAUUUUUAAUAAAACAAACUUUUUUUGCUUUUAUUUCUCACAACUAGUGUAGUACUUCUCUUAAGUGAAAAAUCACUAGUGAUUUGUUUAUUCAUCAUUCUCAACUCAGCAGAUUCUCUUCAACUACUCAUCAGUGAGAUGUCUAUUCCUAAAGCUCACAUACCGAAAAUAUCUAAUCAUUUGAAUCUAAUAAAAAAAGAACCAAAAAUCAUUAAAACUUUCAGUAAAUAAUGGUUUCUUGUCCAUUUCUUUUGACACCACUCAAAAAUAUUCCUUAUUCUUCAUUCAGCAGCUAUCCAAAACAAGACACAGAUAUGUAUUGCUUUCCACCAAAAAUGAUUAAUUUCAUCUGGAUUUACAACUGUUUUAAUCGCCCAGUUGCAUCAAAUGACCUAUAAAUGAACUUGCGCACUGAUUUAACGUGCUUUCAAGUAAACACUGUGCAAUUCUUCAACGAAAUGAAGAUAUACUUCAGAUUAUCACCUUACAUGUAAAUUCUGUAUGAAGAAAAAAGCAUUUUGGAACU
Trichobilharzia regenti is the source of this 1584-nucleotide messenger RNA. Lineage: Eukaryota; Metazoa; Platyhelminthes; Trematoda; Strigeidida; Schistosomatidae. The record is from the annotation of a GenBank genome assembly.